Molecule: messenger RNA, 808 nt
Organism: Tupaia belangeri chinensis (Chinese tree shrew)
Lineage: Eukaryota; Metazoa; Chordata; Mammalia; Scandentia; Tupaiidae
Gene: CERS1
Product: ceramide synthase 1
Exons: 7
Coding region: 77-808 (243 amino acids)
Biological process (GO): ceramide biosynthetic process
Cellular component (GO): membrane
Molecular function (GO): sphingosine N-acyltransferase activity
Source: RefSeq, a predicted model, not a curated record
GCGAUCCGUGGCCACCGCGCGCCUCUUUCGGCCUCUAGCCAAGCGCUGCCGCCUCCAGCCUAGAGAUGCCGCCAAGAUGCCUGAGAGCGCCUGGAAGUUUCUCUUCUACCUGGGAUCCUGGAGCUACAGCGCCUACCUGCUCUUCGGCACCGACUACCCCUUCUUUCACGACCCGCCGUCAGUCUUCUACGACUGGACGCCCCGUCUGGCUCUCCCCAGACUGGACCCGCGGGACAUCGCGGCCGCCUACCUGCUGCAGGGCAGUUUCUACGGCCACUCCAUCUAUGCCACCGUGUACAUGGACACCUGGCGCAAGGACUCGGUGGUCAUGCUGGUGCACCACGUGGUCACCCUGGUCCUCAUCGUCUCCUCCUACGCCUUCCGGUACCACAACGUGGGCAUCCUCGUGCUCUUCCUUCAUGACAUCAGCGACGUGCAGCUCGAGUUCACCAAGCUCAACAUCUACUUCAAAUCCCGCGGGGGCGCCCACCACCGGCUGCACGCCCUGGCUGCAGACCUGGGCUGCCUCAGCUUCGGCUUCAGCUGGUUCUGGUUCCGGCUCUACUGGUUCCCGCUCAAGGUCCUGUACGCGACGUGCCACUGCAGCCUGCUGGCCGUACCCGACAUCCCUUUCUACUUCUUCUUCAACGCCCUCCUGCUGCUCCUCACCCUCAUGAACCUCUACUGGUUCCUGUACAUCCUGGCAUUUGCCGCCAAGGUGCUGACCGGACAGGUGCGUGAGCCGAAAGACCUGCGGGAGUACGAUGCGCCUGAGGCCCACAGCCCCAAGCCCAGCAAAGCCGAGUGA